CGCAGCCUCGAGUUGAUCUCUGUGACAGACUCUAUUGCACGGAUUCUUUGAUUGCAGUCUAAUACUUGGUAGACUCUGCGCCAUCUUGCCUUUGUAUUCCGGCCACUCUUCGAACACCUCACCAUGAAUAUAAUAGAAUGGGCCUUUGGCAAACGCAUGACCCCAGCCGAGAGGCUACGCAAACACCAACGCGCUCUGGAGAAGACCCAACGUGAACUGGACCGUGAGCGUGUAAAACUAGAGAAUCAAGAGAAAAAGCUUGUGGCAGACAUCAAGAAGAGUGCAAAGAAUGGGCAGAUUGGAGCCUGCAAGAUCCAGGCAAAGGACCUGGUCAGAACGAGGAGGUAUAUUCAGAAGUUCUACCAGAUGAGGACGCAACUGCAGGCAAUUAGCUUGAGGAUACAGACUGUCCGGAGCAAUGAACAAAUGAUGCAGUCCAUGAAAGGAGCUACUAUGCUACUUGGGAGCAUGAAUCGUCAGAUGAACCUGCCUGCUCUACAGCGAAUCGCUAUGGAGUUUGAACGCGAGAACGAUAUCAUGGAUCAGCGCCAGGAGAUGAUGGACGAUGCUAUUGACGAUGUCACCGGGUUGGAAGAUGAAGAGGAAGGGGAAGAAGUGGUGAAUCAGGUGCUGGAUGAAAUCGGUGUCGAUCUGAAUAACGCGCUCGGUGAAACGCCAACUGGGAUACAGAAGGCGGCAGUACCGGAAGGCCGCGUUGCUCAGGCAAUAGGAGGCGGAGGCGAGGAUGACGACUUGCAAGCUCGCUUGGAUAGUCUGCGGAAGUAGGACUGAGAGCAGGAAUCUCUGGAAAGAAGCUUUGCAUGUUGAGCACGGCGCCAGGCGUCAGAGUAGACGGGAUAUGUCUUGGCCUAUUAUUUCCUUAUUGCAAAUAACUGUCUACAGUUACGACUCAGUGCCACCAGGGAGGCUUUACGCCAAUCUAUUUCUUUUCCUCUUGACUGGGACAUCGCAAGAGCUGAAGUGUUGCAUUGCGAAUGGCUACAUACUUAGGAAAGUUGCCGCGACUAGCACUUAACGCUGCUAUCACAGAGAAGACACAAUGUUCCCUUCGCAUCAGAAAUUGUAACUUAUGAUCAAUAGACGGGUGAGACUCAUCAAGUAACUCCGCAGACAAGCC
Molecule: messenger RNA, 1138 nt
Organism: Cladophialophora immunda
Lineage: Eukaryota; Fungi; Ascomycota; Eurotiomycetes; Chaetothyriales; Herpotrichiellaceae
Exons: 4
Coding region: 124-786 (220 amino acids)
Biological process (GO): late endosome to vacuole transport; endosome transport via multivesicular body sorting pathway; protein transport
Cellular component (GO): multivesicular body; ESCRT III complex
Source: RefSeq, a predicted model, not a curated record